This is a messenger RNA of Lentinula edodes (shiitake mushroom), 243 nucleotides long. Its product is annotated as cytochrome c oxidase subunit VIb. Gene Ontology annotation, cellular component: mitochondrion; respiratory chain complex IV. Lineage: Eukaryota; Fungi; Basidiomycota; Agaricomycetes; Agaricales; Omphalotaceae. The transcript has 5 exons. The annotation marks the transcript as partial. The record is from RefSeq and is a predicted model, not a curated record.
CUGGGUAGCAAAUAUGUUCUGAAGACGGUGCCAUUUGAUGCCCGUUUUCCCAACCAGAACCAAACUAGAAACUGUUUCCAGAAUUAUACUGACUACUUCAAAUGUGUCAAAGCGAAGGGCGAGGAUUUUGCUCCGUGCCAGCAAUUCCUCCAGGCAUAUAAGGCUCUUUGCCCUAAUGGAUGGACUGAAAAGUGGGACGCGCAGCGCGAGAGCGGUACUUUCCCUGCAUCUCUGGAGCCUUGA